UUGUUCUUGAGAGCUUCAAGUUCCUCUCCAAUGGCGUCCUCCGGCAGCAACCACAACCCUAGCCGCCCUUUUUUUCCGCCGGCAUUCCACUCUUCCGACGUAGCCACCUCCGUCCCCAACACCACCUUCGUGCAGGCCGAUCCCUCCACCUUCCGCGCCGUCGUCCAGCGCCUGACCGGCGCGUCUCCGGCGAAGGCCGCCGCCGCGAAAUCCUCGGAGAUCGGUCCUCGUAGGCCGGCGUUCAAGCUCCACGAGCGGAGACCGACCGCCAGGAAGCUGGAGAUCAAGCUCGGCGGCGGAGCGUUGGCGCGCGUGGCCGGAGAAAGCACAGCGUCGCCGGUGUCGCCGCUGGAGUACCUGGCGGCGCGUGGCAGCCCACGCACGCCGAUGGAGGAAGAGGAACGCGCGAUUGCCGAGAAAGGAUUCUAUUUGCACCCGAGCCCGUUAAGCACUCCGGUAGGAUCCGACCCGCCGGAGCUCCUGCCUUUGUUCCCUCUGCAUUCUCCGAUGGCUCACGACGGCGACGGCGAUCAUGAUAGUCAUCAUCGAUACAAUAAUAUUUUUAUCAAUAAGAAUUUUUAAUUUCUAUAUAUGUUAAUUAAUUUAUUUAUUAAUUCUACCUUUUUUUUUUUUGUAUGUAGAUU
This is a messenger RNA of Andrographis paniculata, 644 nucleotides long. Its product is annotated as VQ motif-containing protein 11-like. The record is from RefSeq and is a predicted model, not a curated record. The coding region runs from base 31 to 582 and encodes 183 amino acids. The transcript has a single exon. NCBI's taxonomy places the organism in Eukaryota, Viridiplantae, Streptophyta, Magnoliopsida, Lamiales, Acanthaceae.